GCCUGCCGGCCGCCCUGUCCCGCCUGAGAGAGUUGAGAUCUUGUCUUUACAUCUGUGCCGGAGCAGAGGGUGCGCACCUCGGCUGAACCUUCACAGCUCUCUAUACUUACUCACGAGCAGCAGAAAUGUACAUGUCUCAGGAAUCAGUGUCAUUUGAGGACGUGACUGUGGAAUUUACCCAGGAGGAGUGGCAGCACUUGGGCCCUGUGCAGAGGACACUGUACAGAGAUGUGAUGCUGGAGAAUUACAGCCACCUUGUUUCACUGGGGUAUUGCAUUAGCAAACCCAAAGUGAUCUUCAAGUUGGAGCAAGGAGAAGAGCCCUGGUCCUUAGAGGACGAAUUCCUCAGCCACAGGUAUCCAGGAUAUUAUGAAGUUGAUGACCACAUGAAAAAGAUCGAGGAAAAACAAGGGAAGCCUCUGUGGCAAGUAAUAUUCAUUGAUGAUGAAAUAUUGAAUAAAGAAGGACAGAAAGUUUUAGAAAACACAUUUAAUCCAGGCAUAGCUCCAGAGUUUUCAGGACGAAUACCCUGUAAAUGUGACUCAUGUAAAAUGAAUUUUCCAAUUGUUUCUGAAUUAAUUUUAUGUGAAGGGAACUGUCCAAGAAAGAAGGCUCAUUACUUGAAUGUGUGUGAAAGAUUGCAGCUUGAUAUUGACUGUGAGAAAACUCAUACUGGACAUAAAUCUUAUGAAUAUAAUAAAAACGUGUCCAGAACUGGCCUCACACUAGCAGAGCCAAGCCUACAAGGCAGCCGUUCCACAAUGGCUGCACCUAGCCUGCGGCUGAUCAAUGAAAGCUCUGCUCAGCCAGGUGGCUCAGUCCCGGCCCUGGGUGCUGCUCAAAAUCACUCACUCACUCGCCCAAGCUCUCCCAAGGAACAAGCUGAUAGCGAUUUAAUUCUGAUCACUUAA
Messenger RNA from Nycticebus coucang (slow loris), 911 nucleotides. Its product is annotated as zinc finger protein 658-like. Lineage: Eukaryota; Metazoa; Chordata; Mammalia; Primates; Lorisidae. The record is from RefSeq and is a predicted model, not a curated record. Gene Ontology annotation, biological process: regulation of DNA-templated transcription. The transcript has 3 exons. Bases 126 to 911 code for a protein of 261 amino acids.